CAGUUAUUUCACUCCUUUUUCGCUUUUCGCUAAUUUUUCGCAUCCUCCCAUUUUCAGUAGUUUCCGCUUCGAUCUCUUUUCUGUUUUGCUCCUUUUUUCGGGUGCCUUUCUCCGCGUUCGACUCUCGUUUCAAACGAUCCAGUCCACGUGUUGUUCUGUUUACGCGGGAAAAAACCUCUCUUCUCUCUCCGCAAUCAUGGAGGAACCCUUAGGAGCCAUUAUCAAAAAACUCAAAAGUGUGGACUCCCACGUUAACUAUCAUUGGUCCAUCCAUUUCUACAAGAAAAAACUAAAAGUCGUUAUUUGAUCGUUUGAAUUUACGUUUAGCUAGGAUUUACCAUUACCAUAGAUGAUCAGCCAGCAGGUUAAAGUGAUCAACAACAUCACUUCUUCCGAAGCUUUGAAAGCAGGCAUCAUUACCUUUGAAGAGGUUUUAAAUCAGAAGUCGCGUGGAAGAUGUGGUCAGGAGCAAGGGAAGCCAAAGUGGGGCGGAUUUCUUGGCGAGAACAGUGCUUCCUUAGCAGCCACAAGUAUUCCUCCAGUAAUGAUGGACACCCCCUCAACUUGGUGGACGGAGGACUUCGUGGACCUGACCAGCUUCACGACGACAGUAGUGGAUGAACGUGGAAUCAAUCAAUCAAGCUCAGCGACAGGUGAAUCUGAUGUUCCAGCAAUGAAAAUGGAUGAAAUAAAUUCAUUGAUGGACGUUCCGACUUUCGCAUGGUUAGAAGAAGAUGACAAGAGUGGUGUGGAAAGCCUAACGCCAAGCCCAGGGACCAACAGUGGGAAACUUUACCCUCCGCAAGGCGGCAAAGUCACAUCGCUCAAUUUCAGAAAACCAGCGAACAACAGUCUGGUAGGGCGGCGAGAUGCUCAGUUGAAACUGGAUCUCACGCUAGCAGCCGAGCCGCUUGCAUCUUCAGACUCUCCGUCGAGUUUCGUCCAGACAUCACAAGUUCCUGCGCAGAAGAAAGAGCUUAAUAUGACAACUCCUGAUAUACUUGGUCCACUCACCGAUAAGAAUUCGAGUUUCAACUUGUUGGCGUAUGUUUUUGAAGAGGACAAAUAUCCAACAGAUGUUGAUGGAAAAACUACGAAUGUUUUGAAUACACCGGAAAUCAAACCAGAACAACUUGAUAUACAACCCUUAUUCACACCGAAAGCAGAAGAGCCGCUCUUAGCACCCCUCAUCGCCAUCAAAGAGGAGCCAGAAGAAGUGGAAGUUCCGAACGUCUCGCCGAAAGAAUCAAAAGAGAUAAAAACGAAUGCGCCAGUCAAAGAAGAGAAGAAACGAAGAGCACCUCCAGCACGCAGGAGACCCUCUCGCCCGAAAGAAAAAGUUGCUGUAGUGGAGCCGCGAAUCAAGAUCGAACUGGACGAGUAUCGACCAGUUUUGUUCCGAAACAAAACCAACUCACUAUCCGAGAACAUCCUCUACCCCCCGCAGAAGAAGCGUAAGCUCUCGACAACCAGCGAGGACUCAUCCGUUUACACGGAUGAUAAGUAUCGUGAAUUGCGAGACAAGAACAAUGAAGCAUCACGCCGAUCUCGAAUGAAUCGCAAAUCGCGUGAAGUGGAGAUGAAAAUCCAAGCAGAGGAGUUGGAAGCUACGAACAGUGCAUUGAAAUCGAAGGCUGAUGAACUGCAGCGACUUGUUGACAGAUUGCGAGCAACAUUAAUGGAGGUUAUGGUCAGGAAAUGUUAAGGUUUCUUUCAGGAAGAAGUCGAUAGUGACUAGCUUUAAAAGCUUCAAAUUUGUGCAGUGCUUGUAACACACUAGAAGGAGUUUUGGAGCAUUUUCUAGAGAGCUAAUUUUUAUUUCCUUAUGCUUCAGUACUGUCAUCAAUUAUAUUGUCUUGUUUUAAAAGACGCUAUCAGUGCAAAGCUCUAAAACUCCGAAAUCAUGCUUUUGAACGAUUGAAAUCUCAAUAGGAGAUAAUUUAUGGCCAGUUCCUAACUCUCAGUGCAAUAUGUUGUCGGGAGUAUGAUAUUUCACAGUUAUCGAAGCAAGAAGAAUGAUGAAAAGGUUUUGCAAGCUGCUGUUAUUCCUGAUUUAAAGUCUCUUUUGAGUCGCCCACUUUUUAUGUACACAAACUUGAGAAUGAAAAUUACUCUCAGCAUCACAAAUACCUAUGCCUGUAUAAUUUUUAUCGUGCAUAAGAUCAUCGUAUAUUUAUUUUAAUGUUUUCUUGGUCCUUACUUUUACUCCUACUUUUAAGGAAUUCGUUUAAGUACGUUAAUUUUUUUCUCUUUUCGCAUACUUUAAGUUUUCAAGUUUUAAUCUUGUUACGAAAAUUUAAAUCUAAGAUUUGUUGAGUUUAACUGUAUGACGAUAUUGGUUUUCAUAAAGAAAAUUCCAAAUUUUCUGGAGGAAAAGUAAAAGAGGUUUGAAAUAGAUUGGAAUGGACGCCUGAAGAGAGAGUUUAUUUUAUUAUGAUGAAAAAUGUAUACUACAUAAAAUGUAAGUUUGUGUGUUUGUAAUUAAAAUGUACGCAGGGUUGCCCUGCUUUUAUUUAUUUUUAUUCAGUCGAUAAUUCACUCGUAAAUACUACUCCUCUCACCUAUUCAUGAAUUAUAUUAUUAAUCAUAAUUUAAUUUCUACCCUCAGGUAUUUCGCCAGUAUAACUUUAAAAAGACGCAACUGUACAAUGUAACCUGUACCUUUUUAUUAUAUUUAAAAUUACACUAAAAUUGUUUUACAGUUUAUUUUCACUCUUAAUGGCAUGUAUUUUUAAAGGAUUGAAGUCAAAGUUGAAAAAUUCUAGAGUUUUGAUAACUGAUAUUUAUGAGUCGGCUUAAAUAGAAGAACAUAGAAACAUUGAAUUUCUAUUUUCAAUAUCGGAGGAGUUUUUGCUCUUAGAGAGCAAAGUAGAUGUCAUCACUCACAAAAUUUUUCACUUGUCAUUUUUCCUAUUUAUUUCUAAUGUUGAAAUUUGGCGUUCUGGCUGAUAAUAAAGCAUUACUUUUUAGCUUAUCAUUAAAUACCAACCAAGACAAAAGUGGUUCUAUGAUCUCCAAAAGCAAACGGGAAAAAAUAUCUUGAAUCCUGUUCUUUUCAACAGCCCUGCUAAAGCGCAUGUUCCUUUUAAGUGGCACUCUAUGGUUCAAAUGAUCUUGAACUAGUCACAUCAAGAAUUUUUUUCAAAGAACUUGUAAAACUCCAUGGAAUUUCAAAUUUGUAUUAAGAGAAGUUUUUGAUCAAACUGUCAGUCAACCAGACCAUGACCAUUGAAUUGUAUUUUAACUGAUUUUGGUCUUACUAAUUUCCUAUUUUAUUAAUUUGUUUAUUUAUUUAUUUCUUUACUUUCUUUAUUUAUUUUAUGAAUGUAUGCAGGAAUUCUAUAUUCUGCGCAUGCAAGCAAAGGUAACCCUGCUUAUGUUAUAUCAUGUUCCGUUUUUUUUUUAAUCGGUAAUGGAAGUUCAAAUUUAGUUGCUAGGUCUGUGCGAAAUGUCUCAGUUUGAUCGCAUUUAAAGCGAUAAAGUGUCAGUGACGCUGUGUAGUCUUCAUACCAAAUCUUAUUAUUUCAUGGAAAAUUUGGAACCACAUAGUACAACAAAGUUAAUUUUAUUCCAUCACAAACUUUUUUUCGUUUUUAUUUCUUUACAAUGCAUCACGUAUCCAUUACUGCUGAGUCCUCAAAAUGACGGUGACUGCUCUGUCAUCCUGAGCAAAGUGAGUCACUAAUUCUAGUGAUCUGACUGUUUUAAGUAAUAAAUGCUGAAGAAAAUGAAGAAAGAAAGGAAGGAAACAGAGCGUAAAUUUUUAUCCUACAAUAUCAUCCUAUAAUCACUUCUAGGGCAUUUCUAGCUCCCAUAGAAUUUUAACCAAAAAGUUUAUCACAAAAAUAUUGCCAAAUUCUUCGAUCCCAAUCUCCCUCUAGCUUUUUACCACUCAAAAUAUAACUUAAUGUAUCACCACUAUCUCCUUUAUCAGUAAUACUUCUAAAGUAUCUUUCAGAACUUGCUCUGUAAUCUUGCAAAGCAAGCCCCCAAAUUUACCCUUAUUCUAAAAUUGUUGAUCAAUUUGCGCUCUGCUUAGGAUGACAAUGUGUUUUGGUAUCAAGUUCUGUUUUGUUGUGAAUACAUCUGUAUUCUCCUUGUUCGUAUUUCUUUGUUGUUUUUGUCAGUUUCUCUUGUUUUUCAUUUUUCUAUGAAGAAAACAUUUCAAAAUAAAUAUGAUUAAAAAUCUCUCGGAAA
Bemisia tabaci is the source of this 4197-nucleotide messenger RNA. RefSeq lists its product as uncharacterized. Gene Ontology annotation, biological process: regulation of transcription by RNA polymerase II. Gene Ontology annotation, cellular component: nucleus. Gene Ontology annotation, molecular function: RNA polymerase II cis-regulatory region sequence-specific DNA binding; DNA-binding transcription factor activity, RNA polymerase II-specific. Lineage: Eukaryota; Metazoa; Arthropoda; Insecta; Hemiptera; Aleyrodidae. The record is from RefSeq and is a predicted model, not a curated record.